This is a messenger RNA of Sardina pilchardus (European sardine), 3327 nucleotides long. It is a transcript of the gene mmp28, whose product is annotated as matrix metallopeptidase 28. Gene Ontology annotation, biological process: proteolysis; collagen catabolic process; extracellular matrix organization. Gene Ontology annotation, molecular function: metalloendopeptidase activity; zinc ion binding. The coding region runs from base 133 to 1689 and encodes 518 amino acids. The record is from RefSeq and is a predicted model, not a curated record. Lineage: Eukaryota; Metazoa; Chordata; Actinopteri; Clupeiformes; Clupeidae. Gene Ontology annotation, cellular component: extracellular matrix. The transcript is spliced from 8 exons.
GGGAGCGCAGUGCUGAGUUAACUGGGUCGUGGAAACUAAUUCUCCACGGUAGAGCCUCACAGUGUGUGUGUGUGGAAGAAUGGCACGGUUAUCGUGUGUUGAAUACCUUUUAUAGUAUUUUGAUGGUGUCGCAUGUAUAAUACUAUGGUCGCCGUUUUCUCACCGUGCACUGUUGAGUUAAGCCUGUUACUGGCGCUUCUGUGCGCUACAUGCCGCUGCUCACCGGUGUCGAAGGAGUGGGAAGCAGGUCAAGCUGAUGUUCAGGGCUUCCUCGAGAGGUAUGGAUACUUGCACCAGAGGGAUCACAGCCACAAUGCUGCAGAGCUCAAAUCGGCCGUCAGGGAGUUCCAGUGGCUGUCGCACUUGCCAGUCACCGGCAGCCUGGACAGCGCCACCCUGGGGAAGAUGGCAGCGCCGCGUUGCGGGGUGAAGGACGGGGGCAGUCAUCGAGCCUGGGCCAAGAGGGUCAACACCAUCUUCACAGGAGGUGGGGGGCACCUGCGCAGGAAGAGAUACACACAGGCGGGUGACAAGUGGUACAAGCGUCAUCUGACCUACCGCAUCAAGAACUGGCCGCGGCACCUAUCCCAGAAGUCCGUGCGCUCGGCCGUUCAGACGGCCUUCCAGCUGUGGAGUAACGUGUCAGGCCUGGUGUUCCAGGAGGUGCUCCUGGACGCGCCCACCGACAUCCGCCUGGCAUUCUACGAGGGCGAGCACAACGACGGCUCCGGGAACGCCUUCGACGGGCCAGGAGGUGCCCUGGCCCACGCCUUCUUCCCGUGCCGCGGCGAGGCCCACUUCGACAUGGCGGAGCGCUGGACGCUGAACGGGCUGAAGGGGCACAACCUGUUCCUGGUGACGGCGCACGAGAUCGGGCACACGCUGGGGCUGGAGCACUCGCCCGUGCGCCACGCCCUCAUGUCGCCCUACUACAAGAAGCUCGGCCGCACCCUGCUGCUCAGCUGGGACGACAUCAACGCCGUGCAGCAGCUCUACGGGAAGCCCCCCAGUGGCCGACUAGUGCAACUGCCGGGCCAGGCUCUGAGCUGGGUCAUGCAGGACUGGGACAAGGCAGAGAGUACGGAUCAACCACACUACUGCAACGGGGUGUUUGAUGCCAUCACCAUGGACCAGAACCGCACAGUGCUCGUGUUUCGGGGUAAUUUCUUCUGGACGGUGACCCCUGAUGGUACGCCGAGUUCUCCCACCUCCCUCCAGCAGCGCUGGCCUCAACUCCCAUUGGCCAUCGAGGCAGCAGCCUUCUCCCCAUUGGACGGGAAGUUAUACUUCUUUAAAGGCAAGCGGAUGUGGCGCUACACAGACUCCUCGCUGGACGCCGGCUUCCCCAAGAAGAGCAGCGAGGCGCAGCUCCCGCACCACCCGGACUGCGCCUUCUUCUACGCGCCGCUCGGACACAUGGUCGUCUUUAAGGGCUCGCGCUACUUCGUGCUCAACCUGACCACGCUGCGCUCCGAGCCCUACUACCCCCGCGGCCUGGCCGACUGGAAGGGCGUGCCGCGGGGGGCCAACGGGGCCGUGACCCGGCCCGACGGGAAGCUGUUCCUCUUCAGGGAGCAGCGGUUCUGGCGCUUCGACCCGAAGAAAGUGCGGGUGACGGGCGCUGGACAGUGGGCCAAGGAGCUGCAGUGGACUGGAUGCCGGAGGCCUCUGAGUAACGAGAUCAACUAAGCGCGACGAGGACUCACGACCGUGCCAAAGCCCAGCGUUGUGGAGGCAGCGGUUGAUGGUUGGGACAGGGCCUGCUAUGUCCACAUCAUUGGAAGCAGUGGCAGAGGCCCUAGGCCACCUGAAGCCAAACUCUGCAGGACCUUAUAAGGGCUGUGGAUUCUAAUGGGCUUCAAAGAACCCUACCCUGAGAGUCUAAACGAUCUCCCCCAGUCAGGCCUUUCAGAACAGAUAACUCCUGAAAGACUCCUCUUAUAACAAAAAUAUUAUUUAUAAGGCUGGCUCGUUUUCCUUGACCAGUACUGUGCUUUUGUGGUCUGGACGGUGACUCUGGCCAGAAACGUGUGGUUUGUGGUGAAACGGACUGGACAUUCUCUGUGACCGUCUCAGGAGAGAACUGUGAUUCAGCAGACUCAGUGGCAGUGCCAGAGCGGUAUAGGCUACCAUACAAACCUCUUCACAGGAGAUGUGGACACUGAGCUUAUCACUUCACUAUAAACAUGUUAUAGAUUAUAAAUCUCUGAAAUGCAUAAAAAUACGAUGUCAAACACAUCUUUGUGCAAUAUACUUCCACUGUCUCUAUAGGAACCUUGCCCAUGUUGGUUAGGGCUGUGCUUUUGAGUUGGUCCCCACUAGCUUGUGAUAAAAUACAAACAGAUCACUGCAGAGGAUGGAAAACAAGUCAGCAGCCAGUGUAAUGCACACACACACACACACACACACACACACAGCCUGUGAUGACAAACACAUAUAGGGGAGCGGGCCUUCACUGUGGUCAUGGACACGGGUCAGAACAAUCUCCUCAGUUACUCCAGCGCCAUGGCAACAGGAUGAGGCACGGUGUGGAGGCACGCAGGGUUCCCACAUUCCCAGAAAUCCUGGAAAAGUUGUGGAAUUUUAAAAGUUCCUUGCCUUGAAGGAAGUUGCCUGGCCUGGAAUUCAGUAUAAUUCAUUGAAAGUUUUUGAAAAAAAUCAUUACCUUUGGUUUUGUUCCAUGUAGAGGUAGUGAAAUUAAUUAAAUUAAUGAAUGUUUUCAUUCACACAAUGAAUUUCUGAAGCAUGUUACAAUGUCCUCCUAAGCUGACAUAGUCAAGUCUAUUCGAAAAAUGAUGUGAAUGACUGCUGUUUAAAUUUUAAUUCAAUAAUAAGGCUCAAGCUGUGGAGAUAACUACACAAUUUUGUGUACUUGUCGGUUGGAAAAGGCCAUUGAAAUUCCUUUACUGUAAUUGAAAAGUCAUGGAACUGUUCUAAAAUGUCAUUGGAAAUGGGUGGGAACGACAGUCUAUGGUGGGAACCCUGCGGAGGGGGAUGACCACUCCCUACACACCCCUGCAUGUCUGAGGCUGUGACCACCGUGUGUUGUGUGUGUGUGUGUGUGACUGGUUAUGAAGAGGACACACAUUCUGACCUGCAGCUUGAGCUCUCAACUCUUAAUGCUGUUAAGUAUGUGCAUUGUGUCUAUACAAUACUAUUUUAAAUUGUACAGUAUAUAAGUGAAUGACAAUGUGCUCCUAAGAUGAUCAAGCAAAAGUGGAAAACUGACUUAUACAAUGACAUGAAUGUGAAUGUGGACUAAUUGAACAGAUUAUUUGCGUUAUCUCAUGUUCCAGAUUACGUCAUUGUAAUCUCCAGACAUACUGU